AUGAUUACUGCUCUUCCUAUCAUUGGUAAUCCAGUGGUCCCCCAAGCAUAUUCUAGUAAUUGGCCGCUACAGGUUGAAGCACGGCUUGGUGUUCCAUUUCCUGUUAACACCCGCAGUGGGAACCGUCCUAGAGGUGUGCCUCUAAGCUGGAUAGUCACACAUUUUGCUAACUUACCUGCCAAUGCAGAUAAUGUCACGCUGGCACGACAUCUAUUUGCAUAUGUGCUGUAUCUCUUAGGUAUAAUGUUCCCUUCGUCACACGGUGACGUUGUUCUCCCCAGUUUGAUUAAAAUUGCCGAAGAGAUAGUAGAUGGCCCCUUACCUCCCAGGCCCAUAUACAGCUUUGGUUCAGCCAUGCUUGCUCAUACAUACAGGGGGUUAUGUCAUGCCACCCAGAAAAAAUCUAAAGGCCACAUACUUGCCGUCAGCUAUGAGUUUCUUCAGCUAUGGUCAUGGGAGUACUUACCUGUUGGACGUCCCCACCUAUCCAACAUAAUCCACCCAUAUGAUUUUGGCCAGGCUAGAUAUGGCCCUCUGACAUUUGGAUCUCGUUGGGUACAUGCUAAAAAAAAUUGGUCAACAAAUGUGGUGCACGGUUGUUACCCCGAAUACCACCAGGAGUUUGAGGGGCUAGAGGAUCACAUGAUCAGCUGGAACCCAUGGACGGAUGAUGUCGCUGUGUGGGGUGCUCAGCCAUGUACAGCUGAUAUGUAUAUAGCCUCCGACUUGUGGUUAACACGCUGCCACCUCCUCUUUCUUUGGAUGGUUGAGACAUAUAACCCAGAGCGUGUUAUGCGGCAGUUUGGGCUCUAUCAGGUUGUUCCACCACCAUUACCGAGGCGACUUGACGAUCUAGUUCACACGCAAGAUAAUAAAGGUUUGAAUUGUGCCGACUGGAGCAGUCGUAAUAGACAGUGGAUAGAGCUGUGGAUUAAUAAUGCGGCAUCCGAUGUAGUGCAAGAACAUAGACCAUAUAGUGAUGGCACAUACGACCACUACAAUCAUUGGUAUCGCAGUAGCACAAGGAUUUUGCUCACCGGUCCUCCACCAGAUUACACACAUGCCGAUCAGCUGGUUGUAGGGACUGAACGAACAGCAGCAUACCAUCGCGAAACCUCGAUACAAGAAUAUAGGGAGAUCGCUCGGUCUGCAUCGGAUGCUUUGCGGCUGCGAAACGUGAAUAGUCCUGAAGGAAAGUCCCUGAUUAGGCGUAUUUUUAAUACGGCCAUGAACGGGCUUAAAAGAUUUGGUUGUGCUCGAGAUGACGAUGUUGUUACGCGAGAAUACGACAUGCCAGAUGCACCAUCGUCUAGACCCAGUAUGGCGCGUAGGAGCAGUAUGGCGCGUACGAGCAGUAUGGCACGUACGAGCAGUAUGGCGCGUACGAGCAGUAUGGCGCGUACGAGCCAACCUCCUACGCGGAAUCCAUCAUAUGCACGCGUCGACUCAUCUCUACUUGACCGCUCACAAUCAGCUCGCAUGUCUCCGCCCCAUGGCGCCACACAGGAGGAGAAUAUUUUCUCUACUAAUCCGUUCGGGGAACGAUUUUCAUACACCCAAGGGGAGACUUCAAACGUCGACAACACCACUCGCCAAUCUUUUGAACCUAACUGGUCAGAGACGGAAGCUGGACUCGGCUACAAUAUGCCUCCUCCACAGCAAUCUUUUGAUCCUGCUUGGCCCAACAUGAUAGCUGGUUUCGGCCACAAUAUGGCCCCGCCACAGGGUACUGAGCAUAUGCAGGAAGAAUACUAUCCCGGAACUUCUAGUCAACCUGAGAAUCAAGGGAUAUUUAAUGAAUUCUUUGGAGCUGACAUUAUAAGCACACAAGGCAGUUUAAUUCCUCCGGCGACACAAUCUCAACAUGUAUUACAAACUCCACCACAGAACUAUGAGGCCCACACAGAUGAGGAGCACGAACAGUACGGUCGAGGUUUGCGCCAACAUCGUAUACCAAAUCCUUGGUCGCCUUCUGGUGCUAAGCAGAGACCACCACGCCGUCGUCGAUAA
Lolium perenne is the source of this 2010-nucleotide messenger RNA. The record is from RefSeq and is a predicted model, not a curated record. Lineage: Eukaryota; Viridiplantae; Streptophyta; Magnoliopsida; Poales; Poaceae.